Sesamum indicum (sesame) is the source of this 756-nucleotide messenger RNA. Its product is annotated as cytochrome b-c1 complex subunit 7. Gene Ontology annotation, biological process: mitochondrial electron transport, ubiquinol to cytochrome c. The record is from RefSeq and is a predicted model, not a curated record. Gene Ontology annotation, cellular component: respiratory chain complex III. Lineage: Eukaryota; Viridiplantae; Streptophyta; Magnoliopsida; Lamiales; Pedaliaceae.
UAGCACCUGAAUAAUAAAUUAUCAGCAGAAAGAAGAAUUCAGUGAUAAGAGAAAGUUCUAGAGAGAGAGAUUGAGAGAGAGCUUCAGAGUUUUAGACAGGCGAGAAGCAAUGGCGUCUGCUUUAACCAAAUGGCUCGUCGACCCAAACCGCAACCCGCUCGCCGCUCUCCACAUGAAGACGCUGUCCAAGCGCCUGCGGAAAUACGGUCUUCGAUAUGACGAUUUAUACGACCCCAUGUACGAUCUUGAUGUGAAGGAGGCGCUGAAUCGGCUUCCGAGAGAGAUCGUGGAUGCAAGGAACCAGCGCCUCAAGCGCGCCAUGGACCUCUCUAUGAAGCACGAGUACCUUCCUGAAGAUCUUCAGGCUAUGCAGACCCCAUUUAGGAGCUAUCUUCAGGAGAUGCUAGCUCUUGUUAAGAGAGAGAACGCCGAACGUGAAGCCCUUGGUGCUUUGCCGCUUUACCAGCGCACCAUUCCCUGAGUGGACUCUAUCUUGAGCUGAUUCUGAUAGAAUUGCAUGUCUUACAAUUGAAUAAGGGCAAGUCAUCCUCGUCCCUUUCUAAAAUGGACUAUAACGUGAUGUCUGAAUUUUGUACUCUGUUGAUAUGAGCACUAGGCUCUUAUUGUUUGGUUAUUGGUCCACGUUAGUGAUAUAUAAUGUUUACAAGAUGGUCCUUUCAAUUAAUUGCAUUACCAUAAGUUUGGACUAAUGAUUGUACUUUUCUGGGUUUUAAGUGGGUGUUUCUGGUUUAGUUA